UACCUUUCACCUGCGUAGGUGACACACGCCGAGGUCUCGUCCUAGCGGCUGCGGAGCCUCCCGGCCGCCGGCUCCGUCGCUAGCUAGCUUAGCCGCACUCUGACUGACUUAGUGGGGUUAGCCGAAGGUGUGGGACCGUCGUGUCUGUCCACAUCCUGGAAUGGAAGUGCUGGGAGAGCAGUACUACAGAGAUGCUAUGGAGCAAUGUCACAACUACAAUGCCAGGCUGUGCGCUGAGAGGAGCGUUCGAAUGCCGUUCCUCGACUCUCAGACCGGCGUGGCUCAGAGCAACUGCUAUAUUUGGAUGGAAAAGAGACACAGAGGACCAGGCGUGGCUCCAGGACAGCUGUACACUUACCCAUCCAGGAGGUGGAGGAAGAAGCGGAGGACUCACCCUCCAGAGGACCCCAGGCUUAUCUUUCCUCCUGUCAAGUCAGAGAUAGAUUUAGGACUGAAGAAGGAUGCUCUGUUGUCAUCGGAUGGCAGCAGCCUGGAGGCCCUGCUGAAAGGGGAUUCUCUGGACAAACGAACAGCCACAGAUCUCCGAGGGUCUGAGGAGGAUUCAAACAUGAGCGAUUACACCGGAAACCUGAACCCUGCAGCCCGGAUCAGAAAGAGAAUCCUCGAGCCAGAUGACUUCCUGGACGACCUCGAUGAUGAAGACUAUGAGGAAGACACGCCUAAAAGAAGAGGCAAAGGGAAAGGGAAGGGCCGAGGAGUGGGCGGCAGCAGGAAGAAGCUGGACACAGCUGCACUGGAGGACAGAGACAAGCCAUACGCCUGUGAUAACACUAUCAAACAAAAGCAUAUUUCAAAACCUUCUGAAAGAGUCUGUGGGAAGCGCUACAAGAACCGUCCUGGCCUGAGUUACCACUACGCCCACUCCCACCUGGCUGAGGAGGAGGGUGACGAGAAGGAAGACAUGGAAAUCAACGAGCCUGCCCUGCCGCUGCCCGAGGAGCCAAAAACUCCCAAAAAAGGUCCAGAUGGUCUUGCGUUGCCUAAUAAUUACUGUGAUUUCUGCCUGGGAGACUCCAAAACUAAUCACAAGACUGGACAGUCAGAAGAGCUGGUGUCCUGCUCCGACUGUGGACGCUCAGGCCACCCCUCCUGCCUGCAGUUCACUCCUGUAAUGAUGGCUGCUGUGAAGACGUACCGCUGGCAGUGCAUAGAGUGCAAGUGCUGCAACAUGUGUGGCACCUCAGAGAAUGACGAUCAGCUUCUGUUUUGUGACGACUGCGAUAGAGGCUAUCACAUGUACUGUCUCAAUCCCCCAAUGUCUGAACCUCCAGAGGGGAGCUGGAGCUGUCAUCUAUGUCUGGCCCUUUUGAAAGAAAAGGCAUCCAUAUACCAGAACCAGAAUGCCCCACCAUCGUGAUGGCUGCUCUGCCCUGCACACGCUCAUUGCCCAACCGUCCCGCAGCAGUAUGGUUUACCCUUAAAGAUCGAUGUUAAACUCCCCUGAUAAGCUGACCUCAGAGGGAGUGUGUUCUGGACAUACAAAUUGUGAAAAGGAAGUAUGCUCUACCGGACUGGCCUCAGUUAGCCUCCGAUAUGACUGUUACACAGUUCCAACCUCAGAUUCUGUCCCAUAGAUUUUUCUUUUCACUACCUUGCCACAUAGCCAAUUUGAGCAGUUUUAAUUUUAAACACCAUAGACCGCUUUAACAGCCAAAAUAUCACCUCCUGUUCAGCUUUUUUACACAUACAAAGUUGCUAAAACCUUGUCUCUAUCUUGCAAAGUACUGAUUUUAUGACUAGAGCAGAAAUAGAGCUCACUGAAAUCCAAUAGCAUGCCAAUGCUUGCUCAUAGUAAAAAUAAAAGACGUUUUAUAAUAUUUAUAUAUUUCUAUGGUAUAUAAUAGUGUGAAGUAUGUACAAAUUGGAAAAGGAGUGGUCAUGUAAUGGUCUUUUUUUUAUUAGUGCCCAUCUCAUCAUUGUGGGAAGAAUCCACAACCACAUGUUCUUUUAUGGCACUGCUGAUAUUUGGUAAUUCAUUUGAUAGAGUCAAAGGGAUUUGCUGAGACUGUAAAUGAUUUUCCUUCUCUUCCACUGCCACUGGCUGCAUACCAGCUCACAGAAACUAAAAAAAAACAGGAACUAUGAAUAGAAAUCCUGACAUGCUCGUCAAAGUGGCCCCAAAGUCUGAGGGGUUUCAGGGAUGACAGGUUAGACUUCACUCCAGUUAUUGACUCGUGUGGUGCCUCUUGUUAAUUGAGCUGCACGCUGCUUUCAAGAUGAUGCGUGUAGAUGUACAAAUAUUCACGUUUUAUUCAGGACCUUUUUGACUAAACUCAGCUUUUCACUCUGGUCCUGAUGACUGCAGCAACACAAAGCAGGCUUGAUGUUGAUACGCGACUGACAAACACAACUGGCCUCUGUUUGAUGAAUGUGUGAUGAUGUUAAGAUAAUGGUGGUAAUUCCAGUCAGAUAUGAAUCCUGUUUGCAUUAUCAGCCAGGUAAAGGGAUAAUCGCUGUGUUCUAGCAGUUUGCUGAUUAUGCACCAUGUCCAGUGUCUGUCGAUGUUGUGACACCAAUAGAUUAUUUUAAUGCAAUUGAGGACCAUGUAGUCUCACAGAUGGUCACUUACUGACGAUGUAAAAGCAAUAUAAGAGCUCCUGUAGGACGCUGUAAUGACAGGGAUUCAUAGCAGUCGGUUUGUACUCUGUUGGCAGACAACGUGCGAUACUGUAAAUUUUCUCUAUCAGAAAAUGCUCUAACAGAUAGUGGACUGUGGCAGCAAUUCUGAAUGGCUCCAUACUGUAGAAAAGAGAUUUUAAUGUGUAUAUGUAUAGUCCUGGGGAGAUGGCCCUUUUUAUCACCGCUUUCAUAGUUUUUAUUAUGCAAUGGUUUCCUUCUGUGGCAAGGCUGAAGAAAAAGUCUGUCUGAACUGUUGAAGCAGUUCCUUUACCUCAAACAGAAACAGUAUUUAAAGGGUUGAAACAUGCUGUAGAUAGAUGGGACAAAGGCAGAGGGAUAAAUCGUAAGGACGGCUGCAGUGUCUGCUUCAAUAUCUGCAUAUUCUACAGUUAAACAGGUGCAUGUUCAGUAAUUGUCUGCGCUCUCAUAUGCUACGUAGUUGUCUCAGCGUUAGAUCGGCAAAGGUGUUGGGAAGUGGUGUAAUAUAAAUUAACCAUGCUAUCAUGUUGUUUCAAUAGCCAACUAACAAUUACUAAAGCAUUACACAAGUAUAACUUGGUUUAUUUUCUCAUCACAUUUUAAAUUUACCGUUUUAUCUAGAGACAGUGGCUUCUAGAAUAUUUUGCUGGUUGGUUUUGUAUUCAUCAGCGAUGUUUGCGUACCUGAGGUGUGGGACUUAAGUGGAAGUUGCUUUCUAGUAAAUCCUGCGAUCACCUGAGCUGCUCUCCUCCAAAGCUCAAAACAAGAAGCAAAGUCUGGAAUGUGAUUAGGAGGCGAACACUCAAUCUUUAAGUGUCCAACUUGAAACUGAACUCGCACAAACAAGAAGUUCAUCUUCUGUUGCCAUAUCAUUGUUUUUUAAAUAUCAGAUUUCCAGCUUUGGGAGAGAAUUGUUCAUCACAAAUAAUAUUUAAAUCAAGAUCGUAGGUUUACAUAGUAGGUGAAUUCUCUUAGGGUGGACUUUCAUUUGGAUUGUGAUGGAAUGUUUUAUUGUAUGAAAAUUGUCUUCAGGAAAAUAAAAUACUAGGCACUAUAA
This is a messenger RNA of Amphiprion ocellaris (clown anemonefish), 3676 nucleotides long. RefSeq names its product double PHD fingers 2 (gene dpf2). Bases 161 to 1378 code for a protein of 405 amino acids. The record is from RefSeq and is a predicted model, not a curated record. The transcript is spliced from 12 exons. Gene Ontology annotation, cellular component: nBAF complex. Lineage: Eukaryota; Metazoa; Chordata; Actinopteri; Pomacentridae. Gene Ontology annotation, biological process: nervous system development.